CACACGUCUGACGCGUCAGUCGGCCGUCACAAGUCAAGCGCGCAACACAGACAGCCACCGUCGUCACCAGACUACAACAGAUACUAGAGUAAACAGAGACGACAUAUUCUACAGAAUGAGAGAGCAGCGUUGCUGUUUGAGAAUGGUAGCAGCCGCCGUGCCAUUGAUGCUAGCCAUGGUCAUGGAGAUGGGAGCCAGAGCAGCUGCAAUGGAAGCCUUUUCGGAAAAAGACCUGGACAAUUAUUACAAGCGAAUGUACGAUUUCGGACUGGGCAAGAGGGCCUACGUCUAUUCUGCCAAUAAACGGCCCAUGUAUGACUUCGGAAUUGGUAAACGCGACAACAACCGCCAACGUAUGUACGCAUUUGGGCUGGGCAAGCGGGCCGAGGAGACGCCCGAGGAUGAGUCACCAACCGGCCUCCACACGUUGCCAUGGAAACGCGCCCUAAAAGCAUAUGAGUUUGGACUCGGCAAGCGUGCAGCAGCACCGCAGAAACUGUACUCGUUCGGACUCGGCAAGCGUGGGGCCUACUCGGACGAGGAGGACGAGGAUGACAGUGAUGUUAUGGAGAAGAGGUCCAGAUACCAAUUCGGCUUGGGCAAACGAGGCGGUGCAUUCUACGACGGCAGCGGCGAGAGAUCACUCCGCAGCCAGCGCUACAACUUCGGACUCGGCAAGCGCGACUUGGGUCCCGACUGGGAGGACUUACUGGGCGAGGAUGCCGAUCAUGACAUCGCUGCACGAAGCAUGAAGUACGGGUUCGGACUUGGCAAGCGGGAGAUCUCGAACGAAGCCCUGGAUGAUGUGGAGAGCGCUCUAGCCAACUCUGAGAAAAUCCCCGCCUCCAUGUUGGUCGGGGGUCACAAGAGCAACACCAGGAAACGAGACACCUCUGCAACUGCCGAGGCAACCAGCCAUCAGCGACGUUAAUUAAUUAUUAUUAAAUUAUUAGAUAUUUACACUCAUUAAAUCGAGAAAUGAUGACAAAAAUAUUAAUAACUAACUAAACAUACAGAUCCGUCAUAACAGUUCAGUUUCACUGGAGUGUAUUGCUUUAUUUUUACAAAUUUGUUUUUUGUUGUACCUACUCACAAUAUUAUAUUAUACUAUUUAUCAUAGUUCCAAGUUUGUUGAUUGAGAAAAUAACUAAAUAUACAGAUCAAACAGUUUUGUUCAAUUGGAGUAUAUUGCUUUCUUUCUACAAAUUUGUUUUUUUAGUACCUACCCACAAUAUUAUAUUAUAUUAUUUAUUAUAGUUCUAAAUUUGUCGAUUGAGAAAAUAACUAAAUAUACAGUUCCAACAGUUCUGUUUCCUUGGAGUAUAUUGCUUUCUUUUUACAAAUUUGUUUCUGUAGUAGCCUACCUAUCCAAAAUAAUAUUACGGUAUAUAUUUUUUAUUAUAAUUCCAAAUUUUUUGAUAGAGGAAAUAACCAAAUAUACAGAUCCAACAGUUUUGUUUAAUUGGAGUAUAUUGCUUUCUUUCUACAAAUUUAUUUUUGUAGUACCCCCGAUAUCAAAUUCUAUCAUUCAUUAUAGUUCCAAAUUUAUUGAUUGAGAAAAUAACCAAAUAUACAGAUCCAACAGUUUUGUUUAAUUGGAGUAUAUAUUGCUUUCUUUCUACAAAUUUAUUUUUGUAGUACUCACAAUAUUAUAUUAUUCAUAAUUCUACUGAAUUUGUUGAUUGAGUA
This is a messenger RNA of Nilaparvata lugens (brown planthopper), 1689 nucleotides long. Its product is annotated as allatostatin-A. Bases 116 to 931 code for a protein of 271 amino acids. The record is from RefSeq and is a predicted model, not a curated record. The transcript has 6 exons. NCBI's taxonomy places the organism in Eukaryota, Metazoa, Arthropoda, Insecta, Hemiptera, Delphacidae. Gene Ontology annotation, molecular function: neuropeptide hormone activity.